GGUUAAGCGGCAGCAGCUGCCUGCUGCAAGGACUGCAUGACUCCCGCAGCCUCGCCUCGCUGCAGUCCGCCCCUUUCCCAGACCCGGAGACUGCUGGAGGGGAGGGAGGUGCCGGUGCGUGGACAAGGAGGGGCCCUGCAGGAAUCCUCGUCCUCAACGUGCAGUUGGGCUGGCAGUCCCCCUCCCCAGGAUCCCGUCUGCAGACGCUGCUGGUGGCUUCUGGUCGCUGGAGAAGCGGGAGGUCUCUGAUACUCUACUCCCAUGUCAGGCAUUUUGUUUUUUGUAUUCUGCCUGUGAACAGCUCCAGCACCUGCCGCUGCUGCUGCUGAUGGAUCCCUACGUGAGAAGUUUUUUUAUGUAGACCGACAAGAGAGAGAGACACAAUGGCAAAUUCAGCCAGAGAACAUCUGCUUUUUGUGCGACGACGUAAUCCUCAGCUACGGUAUACUCUGAGCCCAGAGAACCUGCAGAGUCUGACAUCUCAGCGCACCAUACCUGAGAACAUGAACUUGCAGCGUGCCAACAGUGACACUGAUCUAGUGACCUCUGACAGCCGCUCUAGUUUGACAGCGAGUAUGUAUGAAUACACCCUGGGGCAAUCUCAGAACCUCAUUAUUUUCUGGGAUAUUAAAGAAGAAGUUGACCCAACAGACUGGAUAGGACUUUAUCAUAUAGAUGAGAAUUCUCCUGCCAAUUUCUGGGAUUCCAAGAACCGGGGAGUGACGGGCACGCAAAAAGGACAAAUCGUAUGGCGAAUUGAACCUGGCCCCUAUUUUAUGGAACCUGAAAUAAAGAUCUGUUUUAAAUACUACCAUGGUAUUAGUGGAGCCCUGCGAGCUACUACCCCAUGUAUCACUGUGAAAAACCCUGCUGUGAUGAUGGGGGCAGAAGGCAUGGAUGAAGGUGCUUCUGCAGCUCAACAAUCUCGGAAACUAGUCAGCUUUGCAUUAUCAGAUAUUAGAGCAGUUGGGCUAAAAAAAGGGAUGUUCUUCAAUCCUGAUCCUUACCUAAAGAUGUCCAUUCAGCCAGGAAAGAAAAGCACGUUUCCUACAUUUGCCCAUCAUGGUCAGGAAAAAAGAUCUACUAUCAUCAGUAACACAACUAAUCCUGUUUGGCACAGAGAGAAAUAUUCUUUUGUUGCACUUCUAACAGACGUCUUGGAAAUUGAAAUUAAAGACAAAUUUGCCAAGAGUCGUCCUAUCAUCAAGCGCUUUCUUGGGAAGUUAACAAUACCAGUCCAGAGACUAUUGGAGAGGCAUGCAAUAGGAGACCAGAUUCUUAGCUAUAACCUUGGCAGAAGGCUCCCAGCUGACCAUGUAAGUGGGUAUCUCCAAUUCAGAGUCGAGAUUACAUCUUCCAUUCAUGAAGAUGCUUCACCAGAAACAGUUGGUACUUUGCUAGGAGUGAACUCUGUGAAUGAAGACUUAGGAAGCCCUUCUGAUGAUGAGGACAUGCCAGCAGGGAACCAUGACACACUUCCAAUUUGUUUAAAUGGCACAAUCCUUGAGGAAUCUGUUGGAAAUGCAGUCCUUACACAUUCUUUAAGGACUAGUACAACUCUGGAAAUGGACCAGGAAGAGUUAACCUCUACUGCUGCAAGGUCAUCACCUAACAGAGGUCGCCAGGACUCAUUGAAUGACUAUUUGGAUGCAAUAGAACAUAAUAGUCAUCCCAGACCUGGGACAUCUGCCUGCAGUGAGCGUUCACUUGGGGCAUCCCCAAAACUAAGGAGUAGUUUUCCUACUGACACGAGACUUAAUGCUAUGCUUCACAUUGACUCAGAUGAAGAGGAGCAUGAGUUGCAUAAAGAUCUGGAUUUUCAGUCUUCCUUGGAAGAAGAUGGCGGUUUAGUAAUGUUUAAUGGUGCUACAAGGAGUGUUGAAGGAAAUUUUUUAAGUUACUCAUCAUCAAAUCAGAUAAUGCAAGGUCCUGCAGAGGAUGGGAAAGCACCAGCCUUCGAAACUCCUUUGCAGCCCUCUGAUAACCAGCAGGAGACUCUCCAAGGGCUUCCACCAUCAGAGUUUGCAGGAGAAGAAGGUGAAGGCCAGCCAGAUUCUCAGAAUAAUCUGUCGGUAGAAUGGGCUGGCAGCGAAUUGUGUGCCUGUCAGGUGGCAGAGCAGCCUACUAGCAGUGCAGACAUGGGAGCUUCAGACUCUGCCGUUGGUAGUAGAAGAGGUAUUAGUGAAACGGAAUCCCUUGACCAAGGAUCUGAACCUUCCCAGGUAUCCUCAGAAACUGAGCACAGUGAUCCUGCUCGUACCGAAAGUGUCAGUGAGGCCAGCACCAGGCCAGAAGGAGAGAGUGAUGUGGAAGGGGCAGACAGUUCUUGCAAUGAAAGUGUGACUACACGUCUCUCCUCAGUCGAAACUCGGUGUUCUUCUUUUGAAAGUGCCAGAUUUUCUGAGACUCCUGCCUUUUCUUCUCAGGAAGAGGAAGAGGGAGCUUGUGCCACCCAUGUGACCAGAAGUGAGCCUGCUGCAGAAACACAGGACUCUGUGUGCACUCCUGGCUCUUUACCUGCGGUGCGGUUACCCAGCAGUCAAGAGGAGGCUCGGCAGCUAGCUGAAGGAGGUGAAUUACAGGAUAGAGAUGAAUCAGAAGAAAUUUGGCAGAGGAGGAGGAGUCUGCAGGCUGCCGCCGCAAGUAGCCAGUGUCCGGAUGAAGAAACUGGAGGUACCCAAGCUGCUGGCGAGGAGGGAGCUACACAAGUUGAAGGAGCUAGUGGAGGUUCCCAAGCCAAUGGCCAUCAGAAUUUGAGGUCACUACCGUCAGUACGUCAGGAUGCUAGCCGAUAUCAGAGAGUGGAUGAGGCUCUGCCACCAAACUGGGAGGCCCGAAUCGACAGCCAUGGGAGGAUAUUCUAUGUGGAUCAUGUAAACAGAACAACAACAUGGCAGCGACCCACAGCUCCUCCAGCCCCACAGAUCCUCCAGAGGUCAAAUUCUAUACAGCAAAUGGAGCAGCUGAAUCGCCGAUAUCAGAGUAUUCGUCGAACGAUGACUAAUGAGAGGCCUGAAGAGCACCCACAUGCCAUUGAUGGAGCUGGAGAGGAUACUGACUUCCAUCAUUCUAAUGCAGAUUUUCGAAGGGAGAAUGUGCUGCCUCAGUCUACCUCCAGAUCCAGGCUUACUUUAUUGCUACAGUCUCCUCCGGUGAAAUUCCUUAUCAGUCCAGAGUUCUUUACAGUGCUGCAUUCUAACCCUAGUGCCUACCGCAUGUUUACAAACAACACGUGUUUGAAGCACAUGAUCACCAAAGUCCGGCGGGACACCCACCAUUUUGAGCGUUACCAGCAUAAUCGAGAUUUGGUGGGCUUCCUCAAUAUGUUUGCUAACAAACAGCUGGAGCUGCCGAGAGGUUGGGAAAUGAAGCAUGACCAUCAGGGCAAGGCUUUUUUUGUUGACCACAAUUCCCGCACCACCACGUUCAUUGACCCACGGCUUCCCUUGCAGAGUAGCAGGCCCACUAGUGCAUUAGUGCAUCGACAGCACUUAACCAGACAGCGCAGCCACAGUGCUGGUGAGGUAGGAGAGGAUGCCCGUCAUUCAGGACCACCAGUUCUACCAAGACCGUCCAGCACGUUUAAUACAGUCAGCAGAGCUCAGUACCAGGACAUGGUUCCAGUGGCCUACAACGACAAGAUUGUCGCAUUUCUGCGACAGCCCAAUAUCUUUGAAAUUCUACAAGAGCGUCAACCAGAUCUUACCAGGAAUCCUUCACUCAGGGAGAAGAUCCAGUUUAUCCGGACAGAGGGAACACCUGGACUAGUGCGUCUAUCCAGUGAUGCAGACCUUGUCAUGUUACUAAGUUUGUUCGAAGAAGAAAUAAUGUCAUACGUGCCGCCACAUGCCUUACUUCAUCCCAGUUAUUGCCAGUCCCCAAGAGGUUCUCCAGUAUCCUCACCUCAGAACUCUCCAGGUACUCAGCGUGCUAAUGCCAGAGCUCCAGCUCCUUAUAAAAGAGAUUUUGAAGCCAAACUGAGGAACUUCUACAGGAAGCUGGAGACUAAAGGAUAUGGACAAGGGCCAGGGAAAUUAAAAUUAAUCAUCAGGAGAGACCACUUGCUGGAAGAUGCCUUCAAUCAGAUUAUGGGUUACUCAAGAAAAGACCUGCAGAGAAAUAAACUCUAUGUCACGUUUGUUGGAGAAGAAGGGUUGGAUUACAGUGGGCCUUCAAGAGAGUUUUUUUUCCUGGUGUCCAGAGAGCUCUUCAAUCCAUAUUAUGGUUUAUUUGAAUAUUCAGCCAAUGAUACCUACACAGUACAAAUAAGUCCCAUGUCUGCUUUUGUAGACAAUCACCAUGAGUGGUUCAGGUUCAGUGGUCGAAUCCUUGGUCUUGCUCUGAUACAUCAGUAUUUGUUAGAUGCCUUCUUUACACGGCCCUUUUAUAAAGCCCUCCUCAGAAUACUCUGUGACCUGAGUGACUUGGAAUACCUUGAUGAGGAGUUCCACCAGAGUUUGCAGUGGAUGAAAGACAACGAUAUACAUGAUAUCCUAGAUCUCACAUUCACUGUAAAUGAAGAAGUUUUUGGGCAGAUCACUGAACGGGAAUUGAAACCAGGGGGUGCCAACAUCCCAGUCACAGAGAAGAACAAAAAAGAAUACAUAGAGAGAAUGGUGAAAUGGAGAAUUGAGAGAGGGGUUGUGCAGCAAACAGAAAGUCUAGUUCGAGGUUUCUACGAGGUUGUUGACGCUAGGCUGGUGUCUGUAUUUGAUGCAAGAGAAUUGGAACUGGUUAUUGCUGGCACGGCAGAAAUUGACUUAAGUGACUGGAGAAACAACACAGAGUAUAGAGGAGGUUACCACGACAAUCACAUUGUAAUUCGGUGGUUCUGGGCUGCUGUAGAAAGAUUCAACAAUGAACAACGGUUAAGGCUAUUACAGUUUGUUACAGGCACAUCCAGCAUACCUUAUGAGGGGUUUGCAUCUCUAAGAGGGAGCAAUGGGCCAAGAAGAUUCUGUGUAGAAAAAUGGGGGAAAAUCACUGCUCUUCCCAGGGCUCAUACAUGUUUCAAUCGUCUUGACCUUCCCCCUUACCCAUCAUUCUCCAUGCUCUGUGAGAAACUGUUGACAGCAGUUGAAGAGACAAGUACCUUUGGACUUGAGUGAUACGCAAACCACAGUGCCCAGCUCUUUGGACGUUUGUGGAUCUGUCCUCUCAAGAAUGAAUGAACAUUUGUAUUGGAUUCUUAGAGGAAAAUUGUUUUACAAUGCAAUUCAAAUAAUGAGAUUUCCAUCAAUGAGUAAAUCUUGCUUCGGAAGCAGUUACAAGCAUUGUGAUAGUGGCGGAGUACUCUACGGUAAUACUGGAGUGCGCCUGGAGUGCAGGGAAAACUAACAGUCUUGCAAUAAACAGUUUUUCUUGACUGCCAUGUUUGUUAUGGCCCAAGCAAAAGAUGUGACCAUGCAUGAUCAGCAAGGUGGCUACUGCAAAAUCUGAUAAGUAUCUUGAAACUGGAUUUCACCAAAGUCCUUGAAUGUAAAGUUCAAGUCAAAAUGUGAAAUCGUUUAGCCCACCCCUAAAUUAGCUAAAAUCAAACUAUGGAAUUCUUUAUUUAAAAAAAAAAGUUUCCUAAAAAUAUGUUACUUUAUGCCAUAUACUAUAACAGAAUAUCCAUUACUUGCUAUACCUAAGACUACGAGUCCCUGCAUGGUGUGCAUCAUAGAUUUCAGCUUCCUGGGGCAGAAGUGAAUUUGAAGGAAAAUCAGUAGCAAGGGAUGUCACAACAAUGGCUUGCAAUAAGGAGGUUUGUGAAAAUGUAUAUGCAAGUGGCGCGUGUAUGGCAAAUGAUGAGCUAUUAUAAGGAGAACUUAAUAAUGACUGAUUUUAUGCUUUAUACUGCAUGGAAACUGUUUUAAAAAAUAAGUAUCAAUUUACCACAGCAUAUCAGGAAAAAAAACUUACACAGUGACUUCUCUUUAUUUUUAUAGGUUCAUUAUGUUAAGUUCCUCAGAGUGUAAAUAAGAAACUAGCAUACUAAAUGCUAUUUCUGUUCAUUUCACUUUUCAUGCAUUAACAGACAUUGUGCUAGUGUUUUAUUCUUUAAGCACUCUCAAGGAAAAAAUGCCUUUUAUUUUUAUAUGAGUAAGAAAUUCCCAAAAAUAUUUUGCACUGAAUGUACCAAAGUUGAAGGGACAUUAUGAUCAGACUGACCGCAAACUGCAUCACUCUUACAAGUAUCUAGAAAAUAACUUCUUAAGAACCGAACUUUCUUCACAGUGCCAUGUCUAUAGAUAUCAGGACUGUGCACAUAAGUAAUAAUUUUGUAAAAAUCACUACAUGUGAUAUUGUAAUAUGCAUUUAUUUUAAAUGCAUUUGGUUAAUUUUUCAUCCAUCAAAUAACCUUUAAGGGAUUGAGUGUAAUACAGAUGUUUCAUAUUUUCCCAGCAACUAUUAUUUGUACAGCACCGUGAAACACACUAGCUUAUUGGGGAAACCAUUUGUGACACUUAAGAGGAUGAACCUUUAAUAGUAAUGAUUCCACUCUCCCUUAUCAGUGAACACCUCCAAGCUAUAAACUGUUCGUAAUGUCUUUCUAAUUGCAUUUUCACUGAUGAGUAUUUUUCUUAUCAAUGUUAAUUAAAAUGGAGUCCUUUUCAAUGGUAUAUCAAAAACUGCAUGAAUCCACCAAUUUAAUUAUGCUUAAUUUUGCCAAAGUGCACAGGCAUCACUUGCACCCAUUCCUCAUAACUAUCUUUAAUCCUAGAUUAGUUUUGCAUCUGUGCAUUUGUACAGCCAUUAAGAAAUACUACAUACAUCGUGCCAGAGUUCCAGAAAACUUCAACUGGAUGUUGAAGGGCAAGAACAGAAAUACAGCUCUUUGUGUUCCUUUUGAUGGCACUCGAGCAUUUCAAGACCUGCUUUGUGGAAGAACUAAGUUUGGGAGUAACCUCAGGAUUCCCACUCUGGGGACUCUCGUUGAAUAGGGGUCUCAGUGAGGUGACAUGCUUAUUUUCUGUAUUCAUAACAAUGGGAGCACCCAUCCACUCAAGUGAACAUUGGAACGGCAAUAAAGCUGCUGUCAGCAAAGACUACUUUUUCACCCUCACAAUAAGAAAGUAGAUGCUGUUGUGGUGGUAGGAGCGGGGUGCUGGGUAAAUUUAAGUUGCUUCAGAUCCCUCUUCCCCCCCCCCCCCCCCGCAUUCCCCAAACGAUAUAGGAAAUAAUGCCUGUAUUCAGAUAAUUGAGGAAACCCCACUGUCAAAAAUAAAAUGAAAAUAUCUUUUGACUUUACAAAUAAUGGGUUCCUCCCUAAAACAAUGACAUCUUGGAAUCACACAAGUUUUCUUAAACUGCUCCUGGCUUGUACUAAGUGGCAAAGAAAAGUCAAACUGUAUUAUUCUAUUUUUACAUCCAAGUUUAUCAGUGUUUGCUAAGAUAUCACGUUAAUGGUCCAGGGUUUGCUAAUGCAUGUGUUGUAUCAAAGAACUGAUACACAGUAGAUAAAUUUACUUGUGAGCAGGUCAUUUCAGCAUGGCUCAUGUUUCAUGUGAUCAAAUUCAUUAAGUAUCUGACACUCCAGUCACUUAGAGCCAAAUGAAACUUUUGAUGGGCUAAGAACCACAGAAUUUGGCUCUUGUAAUAUUACAGUAUCUUUUCCCUAAAAAGAGAUCCUUGCAGGAGAACAGAUCUACAAACAUCAAUCCAGAAACUCAUUGGAAUUAAGAGUUAAAUAUUUGACACAAAAGUUUAUAUCAGGCUGCAUUUAAGCUAUGCUUUUGUACAAACCAAAAGUAAUAAAUGCACUUGUCAUCUUUUAUUUAAAAAAUGAGAUGUACUACUUACUUUUGUUCUGUAUUCCGCCCUUUUCAUCAGUCGGUGAACAUCCAGGACUCUGCAGAUCUCCAGCAGGAUCACCAAGGGUGGCAGGUCUCAGCAAAAAGACAAAACCCAGCGACCACUAAGAUCCAGGCGAAGCAAGCUAAGGGGAGGGGAGAAGUUCUGUUCCCUCCUCCUGUCUUGCCUGUACUACACUGGACUCUAAAAGUGCCAUCUGAAGGUGAUGGGGAGCUGGCUGCCUUGAUGCUGCAGCCCCUUCUGCUCACAGCCCUCAGCUAGCUUCUUGCUGUAUUUUAAGAAAUGCUUCCCUGAAAAAGGGAGUGGAAGGGAAGGAGCAUAGAAGCAUUAACAGCCCCACACACCCAUUACCCCACCAGCAGCAGCAGUCACCCAUCAGCACCAGAGCCCAUUCAACACCCCAUCCCACGAAAGCCAGCCCUGGGUUCCUCCAGAAGAUUGCAGGGUGUGAAUACAAGGAUUGUGGGGGGUUGAACUCAUAACAAGCGACGAUGACUGGUGUGGGGGUUGUGGAUGGGGAGAAAGUUUGAAAAUCCCUGCCUUAAAUCAAUAUCAUUUAGAAGAUCUUACUUGGCUGAUAAGGAGCUUUCCUUCUGGGGAGGAAACCGAAUAGUCUAGCAGAGCAGAAUGAAUUAAUGGGCCCCAUUCAGCCACUGCAUGAUACUGACUUGGGCCAACAUAAUCUCCAGUAUCCUUAUAUGGUGGAAAGCCCACUUGGGGUUCACAGCAGCAGAUUUAAGGCACCUACAGCCCCGUCCCCUGCUCUGACAGGGAACUCUGAGCCAGCCAGCACUACACAGAAAGCAAGUGGUGCAGGUAGACUUCUUCCCGUGGCAGAACUGCCAGGGAAAGGGGUCUCUUGUCUUCUUCUGGGGUAAAUCACAACCUUGGGUGCCCUGAAGCACGGCUUCUCCUAAUGGGAAGGUGGGAUGUGAUUUGCACAGCUCUAGUGAACUUAAUCAUUGUCUCUGCCAAAUAUGUUGAAAUAGCAUCUAAUUAAUGAACACAUCCCAACUAUCAGAGGCACAGAUGCCUAUUAUGUCAUAUGUAGUCUCUUAUUCAAGGUAUGUAUGUCAGAACCUUUUACUUUAUUAUAGCAGUUUUCUCGACCACUCAACUCAUGAGAGAGCUUCUGUUAUGAUAAGCAAUACCCUCAGCAACAGAUUGUAUAUUAAUUUUUUAAAGGAAUCUCUCAGCCCAAAAUAAAUUUCUUUGUAACAUAACCUUCACUCUGCAAAAUGGAAGCAGAGAUUUCUUUUCCCAGUUAAUCUUUGUUACACUUUCACAAUAAAAAAAAAUAACUUUUAAUAGUUAAAUAAAUUGUUUUCGUUAUCCAUGUUGUGGACCAGGGACAUACCAUAAAUAAAGGUGUUAAUAUCAUUCAGAGAUAGUCGGUGAAAUCAUCUCAGUGCUCAGAGCCAGCUAUGCAACACAUAAGCCUCACGGUAAAGUUGUUCACCCCAGGUCUUACAGUAUAUAGUGAAUAUACAGUAGAACCUCAGAGUUACGAACAUCUUGGGAACGGAGGUUGUUCAUAACUCUGAAAUGUUCAUAACUGAACAAAAUGUUGUGGUUCUUUCAAAAGUUUACAACUGAACAUUGACAAUGCAGCUUUGAAACUUUACUAUGCAGAAGAAAAAUGCUGCUUUUUUAAUGGUUUAUGUUUAACACUGUACUGUAUUUGCCUUUUUUUGGUCUCUGCUGCUGCCUGAUUGUGUACUUCCGGUUCCAAAUGAGAUGUGUGGCUGACUGUUACUUUGUAGUUCUGGUAUUCGUAACUAUGAGGUUCUACUGUACGUAAUAUAUAAUCUUCAAAGGAAGUUGAAAAUCCGACAGUAGCACUCUGGCAGAGCAUCUAAAAGAAAGUGUCUGGCAUGAUGGAAACUGGCAGAGAACAUUGAACUGGUGGUUGGUUUGUUUUUAGAUUACAGAAAUGUUAAAAAUGUUGUGGUUUGCUAUGCUUUUUCAGUGCUUCUAGAAGUCCAAAAUGGCUUCAGUGUUAAGACUGGUAUCAUGUGGUUGCUAAAGUAAUCUCUGCAGUGUUUAAUUGCAGAUGCCAUGACAUCUCUGCAGUAUUAAUGAAUCUCUACAGUGUUGUUUGAAGAUAGUCAUUGAGAUGUUUGCAGAGACAGUGUUCUGGAUUGAGAGAAUUUACGCAUAAAUGGUAAAUCUAUAUUAACUGUGUUUGACUAGUCUUUAUAAUUUGAUAUUUCCAUACUGUAAUACAAAGCAGUUUAAAUAAUGUUUAAAGGUUUACAUUUGUUUGUAUUGAAUUACGGUAGUUUUUAGAACUGUUGCUCAUAUUUAUCUAUCUUGCCAUUGAUUUGGGGAAAGAGGAAAAUUUGCUCCUAGUAACACUAAUGGGAAUUAAGCAUUAAGUAAUAUCUGCUUUGAAGAGAUAAUAGACAUCUGUCUUAACAUCAAUUUUACAAGGUAGGACCUGUUUUUAAUUAAAUCCCACUCCAUCACCCAAAAAUGAAUUUUCUAUUUCCUCCUCCAGCACCUCUCCACCCCAAACAAAAUUUCAAAAUGAUUACUGACACCUGAUUUUUAAAAUUUUCCCAAGUGACCAGCCAUUGUUGGGUAAUCCAAGGGGCAGUGGCAGAAAUUUUCAAUGAUGCCUUGUUAACAGAUUGCAAAUGAAAGGCCUUUAAAAUGUGACUACAAUGGCUGUUUUAGAACUAUUCUAGUCCUUUGGUUAAAUAUUUUUAACAUAAAAUACAGACUACAAAGGCUGAUUUGAAAUUGCUCUUGUCUCUUAGAAAAAUAAAUACAGAUUACAUAGGCAUUUUAAAAAUAUAUAUAUUAUUUAAAUGGAUACUGUCAGAUUCAGAGCUAUAUUUAAAAAUAUCUUUUUCAGUUACUAGUAAUCGUUUAGAUUGUUAAAACUAAGCAUAUAAAAUUAAAUACACUUUGCAAUUUUUGUUUUACUUUUUGCAUAUUUUUCAACAUGCACAAUGCAAAUAGAGUGGUCAGUUUGGUGUUGCUUAUGGUCAGUUUCUGGUCAAUUGCACUUUCUAUUCUCAUGCACUAGCUUAGUGAAUUUUUUUUAUAAUUUUAUGAAAAUAUUUCUAAUUUUUUUUUACAUAUUUUAUUUUAAAGAAACCUAAUUUGAGUCUAACCUGCCUGGCUGUGUCCCUUUAAAAAAUCAGGGAUGCCAUCCUAACAGGCUUUUGCCAAGGCCAUGAUAUACCCUGUGUGUUUUUAACUGAACUCAUGAUUAAUUUCAUUGGGAAGAUCUGCUUCAAAAUCAGUGACAUCAUAUGACUCUUCAUCAGUACUCAGGAAAACUCCCCUUGACUACACAGUCUGGCUGCAGUUUAAAGAUGGCAACACAUUGUAAAGGAUCCUUUGGAAUACAGAUAUUGUGUAAUAUAUCUGUACAUUUGUAAAAUGUAAUAAAACACCUUCUGAAAUUAUUUGCAAAAAGUUACUGUAACAGUGAAUUAGCCCCAUGUUGAAUCAAUACAUUGGCAAUUUUAACUUUCUUUAAUUACCAAAUGUAAUUAGAGCACAUCACAGAAUAUCCACUGAAAAAUAUUCUAAGAAAUUGUUUGAUAUUAUGAUGAAGGCAAAAUGCAUCCAAGCUUUGUUUCUUUCAA
This is a messenger RNA of Malaclemys terrapin pileata, 11399 nucleotides long. RefSeq names its product HECT, C2 and WW domain containing E3 ubiquitin protein ligase 2 (gene HECW2). Gene Ontology annotation, molecular function: ubiquitin-protein transferase activity; protein binding. Bases 384 to 5108 code for a protein of 1574 amino acids. The transcript is spliced from 30 exons. NCBI's taxonomy places the organism in Eukaryota, Metazoa, Chordata, Testudines, Emydidae. Gene Ontology annotation, biological process: regulation of dendrite morphogenesis. The record is from RefSeq and is a predicted model, not a curated record.